This is a messenger RNA of Abrus precatorius (Indian licorice), 1770 nucleotides long. RefSeq names its product F-box/LRR-repeat protein 17-like. The transcript has 11 exons. Gene Ontology annotation, molecular function: protein binding. The record is from RefSeq and is a predicted model, not a curated record. The coding region runs from base 1 to 1770 and encodes 589 amino acids. Lineage: Eukaryota; Viridiplantae; Streptophyta; Magnoliopsida; Fabales; Fabaceae.
AUGCAACACUAUAACGUCGCCGCCGCGUUACCGCCAUCUCACGGCGGAGAAACCGCCGGGAACUCCGAUGUUAAGCGUGGUAAGAAACGGGGCAGUUAUAACUGUGGCCGGUGUGGCCUUCCCAAAAAGGGUCAUAAUUGUAACGUGAAAACUCCCUCCUCCGCCACCGCCACGCCUGCUCCCGCUGAUUCUUCUCUGUCUGCCAUAACCACUCCUUCCGGCACAUCUACUCUCCGUCAGCCGCCGUCGCAUCUCCGCCGUGCGCUUUCGUUCGAUGAUUUGGACGAUCGUGCCGCUGGACUCGAUCUAUGUGAACCGGAUGAUAUGGUGGAUCGAGAUUUGUUUGAUGAAGCAGAUCUGGAUCUAGAUCUGGAUACCGAUUCGUGCGGGUUGCCGGCGAGUCUCCUUUGGGAAGUGCUGAGGAGGCUACCGCCGGCGGGGCUGCUAUCAGCAGCUAAGGUGUGUAAGGGAUGGAGAGAGACGGCGAGGAAAUUGUGGAGAGCGGCGGAGGAGUUGAAGCUUAGGGUUCCGGCAAGCGUUCAGGUCGGUUUUGUUGCGUCAAUGUUACAGAAGUGUCCCGGGAUUGUGAGGCUCUCUCUUAGGAUGGAAAGUGAUUUCGAUUCAACGAUGCUGGCUUGUAUUGCCUUCUCAUGCCCUAAUCUCGAGUCUAUGGAGAUCUCCAUGUUUGAUAGUGCAACCAAUCGAAUCAAUGGGGAUGAAUUAGGCCGAUUUGUUGCUGAUAAAAGAAGCCUCAAAAGCCUCAAGAUGGAAGGUUGUUCUAAUCUGGGGGGUUUUGUCCUCUGUUCAUCUAGUCUUUCUACACUUUGGCUUUCAGAGCUGCACUCUCUUUCUAAGAUGGUAUUUAAUUGUCCCCAGUUGAGAGAGAUUUCCUUGGAGUUUUCUAGCCAAGAAAAUGAUGGUACUGAUCUCACAACUAUGAUUGAAGGCUUGGGAAGAAGCUGUCCAAGAUUGCAAAACAUACACAUAGCUUCAAUGCGGCUUUCACAUGCUGCUGUGCUUGCUAUUACAGCUGCUCAGUUGAGGGGACUGCGAAUGCUCUCUCUUGUUCUUGGAUCUGAAAUAACUGAUGCAUCUGUUGCUGCAAUUGCCUCAAGCUAUCCAACUCUAGAAUUGCUUGAUCUCAGUGGGUCUGGUGUAAGUGACAGUGGCAUUGGAAUGAUUUGCAAUGUAUUCCCUGAAACAAUGUCAAGACUCCUUCUUGCUCUUUGCCCUAACGUGACUUCAAGCGGCAUUCAAUUUGCUACAGCUCAGUUGCCGCUCCUUGAACUUAUGGACUGUGGCAUGACCAUAUCCCAAAAUCCAACUACUGACGAAAACAACUGCAAAUUACCUAAAUCAUCUGGCACUAAUCUAAACCUUACAAACCAAAAGCUAAUCAUUAAACACAGCCGUUUAAAGAAACUCAGUUUAUGGGGUUGCACUGGCUUAGAUGCCUUAUACUUAAACUGCCCACAACUCAAUGAUCUGAAUCUAAAUUCUUGUAGAAAUUUGCAUCCAGAAAGACUCUUGCUCCAGUGCCCCACUCUGGAAAAUGUGCAUGCAUCAGGUUGUCAAGACAUGUUGAAAGGGGCUAUCCAAAGUCAGAUCCGUGAUGCUUUUGCUGCUAUGGAAAACCAUUCACCUUCUAAACGUCUACCUGAUGGCUCCAAAAGGGUUCGGGUUCCUCAUUUACUCAGUGGCGAGUCCCCUGAACCUGAAAAAAAACGGAGGAGGAUUGAGAGACGGCUUUGUAAUGUGCUUGUGGACUGA